Myxocyprinus asiaticus (Chinese sucker) is the source of this 672-nucleotide messenger RNA. RefSeq names its product cyclic AMP-responsive element-binding protein 3-like protein 4. The record is from RefSeq and is a predicted model, not a curated record. Gene Ontology annotation, cellular component: nucleus. Gene Ontology annotation, molecular function: DNA-binding transcription factor activity, RNA polymerase II-specific; RNA polymerase II cis-regulatory region sequence-specific DNA binding. NCBI's taxonomy places the organism in Eukaryota, Metazoa, Chordata, Actinopteri, Cypriniformes, Catostomidae. Gene Ontology annotation, biological process: regulation of transcription by RNA polymerase II.
AUUACAUUCUGUAUUUUUAUCAUUAUUUAUUUUUCACUAAUUAUAAGCCAGAAACCAACACGUGUGUUCCGGAGUUUGAAUGACAGUGAAUCAGAGGAGGUUCUGAACGCCAUCAACCCAAACGAGGGGUACAUGUCAGCAGCAGUGCAGAAGCUGCAGUCAGAGAGUGACAGCAGUCUGUCUGAAGAUAUUCUGUAUUCAGACGGGAAGCAUGAACAGUCCGUCUAUCAGGUGGUGUAUGACAUCAGCAGUCUGCCAUUACAUCACAGCAAGAGCACCUGCUCAGACGAUGUGGUGAAGGAGCUGGUGUCAUCUGUUUAUCCUGAACUUCAGCUGACAGAUGAGGAGCAGAAGCUGCUGGAUCACAAGGGAAUUUCACUGCCCAAUAAUAUUGUGCCAUUGACCAAGGCCGAAGAGAGAAUCCUGAAGAAAGUAAGAAGGAGAAUCCGUAACAAACUCUCAGCGCAGGACAGUCGCAGGAGGAAGAAAGAGUAUAUCGAUGGACUGGAGAGCAGAAAUGAUGAGCUGUUCGCAUUUAUACUAACUCUGCAUAACCUGCAGUCUCUGAUCAAGCAGACGGCCAUUAAAGCUGCGCAGACGAGCAUGUGCAUCAUGAUUCUCAUCUUCUCUCUGGGUUUGAUCAUCUUCCUGAGUUACAGUCCGUUCAGCUGA